AUGGACUCGACAAAAGUGAUGUCUCUUCUGGAGACUCUGGAUGACGAAAUAGACGAUCUGGAGGAAUCUCUGGAACCCCUCCUACAAACGGCGCUCGCAGACUCGGCCUCGAAAUUGCCCUUGCUGGACAAAGCCAAGCUCUAUGUCCUAGUCACCUAUGCCAUCGAAUCCAUGCUGUUUUCAUUUCUGCGACUCCACGGAGUCAACGCGCGCGAACAUCCUGUCUUCAAAGAACUCACCAGAGUCAAACAGUACUUUGACAAGAUCAAGGCUGUUGAAACGCCUGUGGAGAGGACUAUGGCAGUAGACAAGGCUGCUGCUGCAAGAUUUAUCAAAGCUGGCUUGUCUGGCAAUGAAAAGUAUGAUCUCCUUAGAGCAGAGCAAAUUGCAAAGGAAAGAGCAAAGGCACAUAUCAAGUUCGGUGAUCAAUCCAAGGAUGUGGAAAAGAAACGCAAGGCUGGCCAAUUGGAUGCCGCCGUUGAGAUCGAUCCAAAUUCUUCCGACUCGAAUUCCAGCUCGGAGUCCACCCCAGAACCCACAGCCAACCCAGCAAGUUCCAAAAAGAAGCGGAAGGUAGAUCAGUCUGCCUCAACAUCAACUUCCGGGGCUUCAACACCUGCAAUUACUUCCAAUGACAACGAAACGAAGUCUGGAAAGUCGAAAAAGUCGAAGGGCGAAAAGACGACGAGAAGCAAGAGCGGUCGGCGAAGGAAAAGAGGAUAG
Messenger RNA from Cadophora gregata, 723 nucleotides. RefSeq lists its product as uncharacterized. Gene Ontology annotation, biological process: maturation of 5.8S rRNA; regulation of gene expression. Gene Ontology annotation, cellular component: exosome (RNase complex); nucleolus. The transcript is spliced from 3 exons. The record is from RefSeq and is a predicted model, not a curated record. The coding region runs from base 1 to 723 and encodes 240 amino acids. Gene Ontology annotation, molecular function: RNA binding; DNA binding. NCBI's taxonomy places the organism in Eukaryota, Fungi, Ascomycota, Leotiomycetes, Helotiales, Ploettnerulaceae.